AUGGUUUCAAUACCGCAUAUAGCUGCGAGACAGCUAUAUCGCGAAGAUAAUGACCCGGCACCGUAUAGGACAAUAUUAGCGGAUAAUCCGACACUGCUGAUAACAUGGUGGGCUACUGGAUGUUCACUCUUUGUCAUCCUUAUCCGCUGCUUUGGCCGCUACGUUCGGACAAUGCGACUAUUCAGAGACGACCAGUGGAUGCUACUCUCUAUUAUUCCGCUCUUGAUCCGGCUUUCGCUCGCCCACGUUGUGCUAAAGUAUGGGACAAAUAACACCCAAUCGGAACUAUUGAACGACGAAGAGAUAAGGCGUAGAGAGGUCGGAAGCCAGGCUCUUUUAGCAGCACGAGUGUUCUUUGCCAUCUACAUUUGGAUACAAAAACUUUGUAUCACGGAAUUUUACCAGAGACUAACGACCCAGUUUUGGAAGGGAGUCUAUGAUGUGGGCUUGAGGGUCGUUCGAUGGGGUUUGCUGGUUACCUUAGUAGGAUCGAUAGUAUCCACUUUCGUUGAAUGUCAACCUUUCAACCAUUACUGUAAGAUUUUCAAUAGGCAAGUCGUGCCAGAUCCUGGACCGGAAUGUCGGAAUGGUGGUAUCCCGCUUUAUGUAACAGGAGUCUUGGAUAUUUUCACCGACUUUGUCCUCGUCAUCUUCCCGAUCCCGGCGAUCGUAUACUCGAAAAUGGCCAAUAAAAGAAAGGUCCAACUGAUCGCCCUUUUCUCUCUUUCUUUCCUUCCAAUAUCUGUUGCCUCUGGACGUAUCCCUGCCACGAUAGACAGGAACUAUUCGCAACCAUUCCGCACUCUUAUGGGAUCGCUUGAAAUUCUUGCCGCGACAUUCGCUUCCAACGCCUUAAUUCUGUCGAGCUUUCUCCGAGACAAAGGCCCCAAACGUGCCAAAUUCAAGUCUAGCAGCGAGGCAGGAGAAAGCAGAAUUGGACGAAGUAUCGCUGCGACUACUAGAGGAAGAAGCGAAGCUGGUGCCGCUUACUGGGGCAGCGACGAAGACCUUGUGCGAGAUACUGGUUUUGCACUCGAGUCAGAUAUAAACGUAGGCCCUCACGACCGUCCGCCAUCCCGCCAACCGCCAAAUAUGUCGAAUCUUCCCAAGAAAUCCCCAUCUCCAACAACGGGACCCACUCGGCAUUUUGCCUCCUUAUCAAAUCAGCCUCGCGCUCGUAGCAAUACAGCAAAUAAUAACAAUCACAACACCCGCAAUAUCAGUCCGACUCUCAGAGCACCCCCAGCGCAUUCCACUUCGGCUAGCGUGAGAGCCUCAAACUGGGGAUUCCCGCUGAUGAGUAACGGGCUAGUGUUGGAUACAUCACAAGGAAUUGCCGUGACCACAAUCGAAACGCACUAUUCACCCGCCGAGGUAGAGAUCCCUGGUGGUACUGACCAGGCGUUUGAACUAGGGCCCGUCCCAGGAGCCAGAGGCGUCCAUACUCAGAUCAGCCCGAGACAUAGCAUAGGUGGCGGUCUGAUGUCCGAACCAGAAGGUCGGACAAGUGACUCUUCCUCCCGCUCAACAAGUAGUCGGGAUGGAAACCCGAAUGAGAGAAGUACAACGUCCGUGAGUUUUAGAGAUGUUGGUGGGCUUCUAAGGUAG
Messenger RNA from Orbilia oligospora ATCC 24927, 1608 nucleotides. RefSeq lists its product as uncharacterized. NCBI's taxonomy places the organism in Eukaryota, Fungi, Ascomycota, Orbiliomycetes, Orbiliales, Orbiliaceae. The coding region runs from base 1 to 1608 and encodes 535 amino acids. The transcript is spliced from 5 exons. The record is from RefSeq and is a predicted model, not a curated record.